Habropoda laboriosa is the source of this 11817-nucleotide messenger RNA. It is a transcript of the gene Dhc62B, whose product is annotated as dynein heavy chain 12, axonemal. Gene Ontology annotation, cellular component: dynein complex. The transcript has 29 exons. The record is from RefSeq and is a predicted model, not a curated record. Gene Ontology annotation, molecular function: ATP binding; dynein light intermediate chain binding; dynein intermediate chain binding. The coding region runs from base 1 to 11817 and encodes 3938 amino acids. Gene Ontology annotation, biological process: microtubule-based movement. Lineage: Eukaryota; Metazoa; Arthropoda; Insecta; Hymenoptera; Apidae.
AUGCCAGAUGAGAAUGGGGAAGAAGAUGACAUAGCUUACGAAGCAGCUAGAACACCGAGUCUUAAUUUUUGCCCGAACGUCGAGCAAUUUUCCAAUAAUCAAGCUAAGAUACUACGGACGCAGAAUGAGUGCAGAUUGACGCGAAACGCAUUAGAAAUGGCGAUCAUGAAAUCGAAAAUCCGUCAUGAAAGAAAAGCAAAGGAUUUUAUUGGCGAAUGCCAAUUGGAGCGACCGCAAAGCUUUUACUUCACAAAGACGAAAGAAUUCGCGGGUAAAUUGGCCGCGAAUACUCUGCUGCCUGAAUGGGAGAACAAUAUACGAAACUUAAUAUCAACCAGCCUACAAUACAAAUAUACAAAUAUUUUCGAAAGUCAAAUACUUGAAACGAAAACACGCUAUGAAGAUGUAAUGCAAGAUUUAGCCGUUCAAAGAGUGAUAUGUCAAGAAACGUGUAACACAAAUUUUCAACAAAUCCCUUCAUACAAGCUCGCUGGACGAACAGAGCUUUAUCCCAAGUAUUUGAGAAAUCGGUGCGCUCUUAGGAAAAAGUAUUACUUACCGCACAGACUGAUGAGAAACAUAGUAGUCAAGGCCUAUACUUCGAUGCCGCAGUGGAUUUGUAACUUUGGACGUUACCGGUUGGAGAUGGAUUAUCUUGAUUUCAACAGGUUUUUGGACUUAGUGGAGAACGAUACAAAAAAAGGCGCGCUCGGAAUCGGUACUACUUACUACGGUGACAUCGUGCGACUAAUUUCUCAGCCCCGCUAUCUUCACGACGUUCCCCCGCUCUCUUUACCAGGAUUUCUCAACUGCGCAAACAACUUGCUCGCGCUGCAAGUGAUCACACGAAUCAUAAGUAGCAUCGAAUAUUUGCUCGAAAUUUUAAGUGACGAACAAAAGAUGCCUCUUCUCAAGUUGCAAUUAAAAUGCGAGAAUAACGAAAUAUAUUUUAGUCCAAGAAUGCGUGAAAUUUAUAGCGCAUUUCAUGCGAUCAUUGAUCAGAUCAGUUGUGUAGGUCAGCAAUUACCACCAUUGGAGUCUUGGAUCGGUGUGAAAAUUCAACGUGAACAUAUUAAAGUUACAUUACCAGAAUGGUAUUUAGAAGAAGCACAUCGUCGUCUUGCAGACGUAUUGCAGAAUACAUUCGAACCGUUCAACGAUUAUGUGGAAAAAUUGUAUGAGAAGUUUAAAGUCGUUUUUGAUCCGGAAACGCACAGCAACAUCACCGCCUAUCUCAGCACCGGGCAUAGUUUUCAAGAAUGCGUGACCAAGGUUGAAGAUUUUAACGAAUUUAUUCGAGAAAUAAAUGGCAUGCCGGAUCACGAAUACAUUUCAUUAGGAGUAAUUCAUCAAGUCGCGGCGAAGGCUGGUCUCCUUUACUCCACAGAAAAAGUGCGCAAACUGAUCAUCGAGGAGUUGGUGAGAAGUCACCGAAACUAUAAUCUUGAAAUUUGUAAUACAUUCAAAGGCAUAAGAGAACUUGUCGCAAAUGUUCCUACCACUACAAAAGAGUUACUUGAAUUAGGUGAAUAUCUGUUGAUGGCUGCGUCAACGUUAAUGAGGUCGUUAGAGGAGAAAAUUACUUUAUCAUUGCGCAUGAUGGCGUCGUUAAUCGGAAUGACGUCGUUAACCAAAGACCACAUUGAAUUAAAUAAUACUACCAUUCACUGGCUAAAGCGAAUAAGACCGAUAUUCGAACAAAGUAGCGCCAUGUACGAACAAAUUAAAUUUGAAUUGGAGGAAAAGCUUCGCAGAAAAAUCGAAGAUUUAAACGACGAUGUCGAGAACAUGUUCCCUAGAUUGUAUAUAAUGAACAACAUGGACGAUGAGAAUCGCAUACGAGAGUACAUAGAACACAUGCGAAAGUUCGCACGCGACUUGGAUCGUAUGGACGAGAGGGUGACAUGGAUCAACGACGAGGAGAAGCUUUUUCAAUAUCCUCUGUCAGAAUAUCCGCGCAUCAGCGAACUGAAAGAAAUUAUAAUGCCGUAUUACCAAUUAAUUUAUCGUGCUUAUCAGUGGCAGAGACAUCGGGACGUUUGGUUAGAUGGACCGUUUGAGUAUUUGGACUCAAGUGAUAUCGAGAACAAGACGACUGAAUAUUUCGCAGACUUCAAUAAAAUCAGGAAACAAUACGGGACGAGAAUAAAGAUGGAACUUGCGAUGAAUUAUCCAUAUAGUUUCCAGGGAUGGCCGGACGAUCCGGACCCAUUUCAACAGCCAGCCCCUUUGAAACUUAGCUAUCAGUUUAUCGAAGAUAUCAAGUGGUUUAAGCAAUACAUACCCUUAUUGACGGUCUUUCGAAAUCCUGCAUUACGACAAAUUCAUUGGGACGAUAUGUCGGUUACAGCCGGCUUUGAUCUUACUCCCGAUGCUGGAACUACAUUCCGAAAAAUUAUUAAAAUGGAUUUAAUGGAAGAAUUGGAAAAAUACGAAAUGAUAAGCAUAAGUGCGACGAAACAACUGAUGCUCGAAGAAUUGCUGGCAAAGAUGAUCAACGAAUGGGAUGGCGUAGUAUUUACCAGUAUACCUUAUAAAGAUUCAGGUGUAACCAUUUUGACACAGUUGGAUGAUAUUCAAGCUCUCUUAGAGGAUCACAUCGUAAAAGUUCAAGCGAUGCGAGGUUCCGCAUUCGUCAAACUAAUCGAAGAAGACGUUAAAGAUUUUUACUUUCUCUUACUUCGCAUACAAUCAACGAUCGACGAAUGGAUCAAGGUGCAAGUACAAUGGAUGUAUCUAUUGCCGAUUUUUUCGAGCAAAGACAUCGUAGCUCAGCUCCCGGAGGAGGAGGUAUUGUUCUCUCAAGUUGACAGAAUAUUUCGUAGCUCGAUGAAUGGUGUUGCGAAAGAUCCUCGAGUCAAAGAAACUGCAGGCUCAGUAGGUCUUUUAGAAAUCAUGCAGGAGGCUAAUGAAUUAAUGGAAAAUGUAAAUGACGGAGUGCUAAACUACCUGGAGAAAAAGAGACUCUUUUUUGCACGAUUUUUCUUCUUAAGCAACGACGAUAUGCUAGAGAUACUGUCUGAGACAAAAGAUCCUUUCCGGGUUCAACCACAUCUUCGAAAAUGUUUCGAGGGAAUAAACAAACUGCGAUUUGAUGAAGAAUUGGAGAUAUGUUCGAUGUUUAGCGAAGACAAUGAGGAAGUCAGGUUGCAAGAGAAGAUCUCAACCGCGGCGGCAAGGGGUUGCGUAGAACGGUGGCUCGUUCAAGUUGAGGAACAAAUGGUAAAAUCUGUAAGGCACGAAAUCCUCAUGAGCUAUCUCGAUUAUGAGGUAAAUAGACGCGUGGUAUGGGUGCGUAUAUGGCCUGGUAUGGUCGUUCUAUGUGUCGCUCAAAUAUACUGGAGCAUGGAAGUCCAGAACAGCCUUAUGACUCACAUUCCGUCGACAAUGGAAACACUCCACAUGAAACUUCGAUCCCAAAUUUUAGAGAUGGUUCAGCUGUCGGUAAUUAUGUGCGCAGGACAGUUAUCCAGGCAAAAUCGAACUGCAUUGAAUGCUUUGAUCACGUUGGAUGUACAUGCUAUGGAUGUGGUUAAGUCCCUGAUCGACAAGAAGAUCGCGCACGAGACUGACUUUGAAUGGUUGGCGCAACUGCGCUACUAUUGGCAAGACGACGUAUUCGUUCGAAUUAUAUACGCGAGUGUAGCUUAUGCGUACGAGUACAUCGGAAACACUUCUCGACUGGUUAUCACUCCACUAACGGACAGGUGUUAUCGCACGUUAAUCGGAGCGUACUCGUUACACUUGAAUGGAGCACCAGAAGGUCCAGCCGGUACCGGGAAAACGGAAACGACAAAAGAUUUGAGCAGAGCGAUAGCCGUACAAUGUGUAGUCUUCAAUUGUUCCGAGGGUCUCGACUACAAAAACAUGGGGAAAUUUUUCAAAGGUCUCGCUUCAUGCGGUGCCUGGUCCUGCUUUGACGAGUUCAAUAGAAUCGAACUAGAAGUAUUGUCCGUAGUCGCGCAACAAAUUCUUUGCAUCAUCCAAGCUGUACGCGGCAAAGUCGACACGUUUAUCCUCGAAGGCACCGAAUUAAGAUUGAAUCCUGCCGUUUAUGUUUGCAUCACAAUGAAUCCCGGGUACGCGGGUCGGUCAGAGCUUCCUGAUAAUCUGAAGGUGCUUUUUAGAACGGUGGCAAUGAUGGUGCCAGAUUACGCUAUGAUUGGAGAAAUAUUUCUUUACUCGUCCGGGUUCAGUACCGCCCGAGAACUUUCCACGAAGAUCGUGACUACGUACAAGCUGUGCUCCGAACAAUUAUCCACGCAAUCUCACUACGAUUAUGGCAUGCGAGCCGUAAAAACGGUAUUAACAGCGGCUCAAAAUAUUAAACUGCAAUUCCCAGACGAGAACGAAUCGAUACUUUUACUCAGAUCCGUGAUCGACGUGAAUCUACCAAAGUUUUUAGCACAUGACGUUCCACUAUUUCAAGGCAUUGUCUCCGAUUUAUUCCCUGGAUUGGAACUUCCGUCCCCGAGUUACGACGUGCUUUUAAAAGCUGUUCAUGAGAUAGCCGGUAAACGUAACUUACAGCCAGUUGAUGGUUUUCUCUUGAAAAUCAUACAAACAUUCGAAAUGAUGAUUGUUCGUCACGGAUUUAUGCUCGUCGGAGAACCAUUCGGCGGGAAAACCUCGGUUCUUCACACCCUGGCCGAUGCGUUGACCUUGAUGAACGAAUGGGGCGACGAACACGGAGCGAUCACAAAAUAUUACACGAUCAAUCCAAAAUCUAUAACGUCCGGACAGCUCUAUGGAUUCUUCGACCCGGUUUCCUCUGAAUGGACUGACGGUGUGUGCGCAGUUGCCUUUCGAUUGUACUGUACCGAAGAGACGCCUGACAGAAAAUGGAUCAUCUUCGACGGACCGGUCGACGCUAUCUGGAUCGAGAAUCUGAAUACCGUUCUGGACGACAAUAAAAAACUGUGUUUGACGUCAGGUGAGGUGAUGCAAAUGUCUAGCGUGAUGUCGAUGAUCUUCGAAGCGAUGGAUCUUUUGCACGCGUCUCCCGCUACAGUGUCCCGUUGCGGAAUGAUAUACGUGGAGCCGCGUGUCCUUGGCUGGAGGCCGUUCGUUCGUUCUUGGAUAAACGAAUUGAAUGGUGAGUGGAAGGAAGGCUACGAAGAAAAUAUCCAAGAAUUAUUCAACUGGCUAGUCGAUCCGUGUUUGGAUUUUAUUCGAAAAUCCUGUCACAUGACCAUCAACGCCGGUCAAAUUCAUCAGGUCGUGUCCACUAUGAAACUUUUCGAGAUGUUCAUGGAAGACGCAGUCGAAGACAAUCGGAAAACGUUCGACCAAUUUAUUUUGCCUUGGUUACAGGCAACUAUGUUACUAUCGAUCGUCUGGGGAGCCGCUGGAACUUUAGAUUACCAUUCACGGAUCAAAUUUAACGCGUUCUAUUUGACCUUCUGGAAGAACGAGCAAUCCGAACAUCCACUUCCAGGAUUUCUCCUAGAUUCCCUGAUCUCGAUUCCAGGAGAUGACUUGAUUCACGACUGCUUUUACACGUAUCGAGGGAGGGGCGCGUGGAGGCGAUUCUCGGAUCUGGCCAGGCAAGAAGAAUAUUCAGAGACCAGAAGCAUCGUUCAGUUGAUGAUUCCCACCGUUGAUACGGUUAAAUAUCAAAGUCUAUUCCUCAAACACAUCGAGUAUCGCAGACGUUUCCUCUUGUACGGGGAAACUGGCACCGGUAAAAGUUUCUACAUCAAGGAUUUGAUCAUGAACAAAUUAAACCAAGAGAAAUAUCUACCAACCUUCAUUACCUUCACCCCGAAUAUUACGGCUGCACAGACGCAAGAAUUAAUCGUAUUGAAACUAUACAAAAGACGGAGAAACCAGUUUGGUCCUUUACCAGGUACUCACUGCAUAGUGUUCAUCGACGAUGUUAACAUGCCUGCGAAGGAAAUAUAUGGUGCCCAACCACCUAUCGAGCUACUCCGACAAUUCUUCGAUCAUAGAAUUUGGUUCAAUUUGAAGAAACCGGAAACGAUUCAUAUAUACGACACGAUGUUCGUCUGCGCGAUGACUCCACCAGGAGGUAGCAGGCAAGAAUUGUACAGAAGAUUUUUGAGACAUUUCAACCUGUACAGCAUAAGCAAUUUCUCCGAGGAUACUAUCAUACGAAUUUUCACGAGCAUUGCGUUCAUAGGUUUGCAACGAAACGGUUUCACCACGGCAGUUAUGCCGACGAUUAUGGAGAUCGUGAACGCGACCAUGAACAUUUUUGUGAACGCGCAGGGAGAGCUGAAACCGACACCGGCCAAAUCUCAUUAUCUCUUCAACUUGCGCGAUUUCACUCGCGUGAUAACCGGUUGCACGAUGAUCAAAGAGGAUUCCGUAGAAUCCAAGUUAGAUUUCACGAAACUGUGGGUUCACGAAAUCUUAAGGGUGUUUGGCGAUCGUCUGAUUGAUAACCAGGACCGACAAUGGCUGUUCCUGAAGGUGAAAGAAGUGGUAGGAGUGAAUCUGAAAGAAACGUUCGACGCGGUGUUUGAUCAUCUACCAAAGUUCGACGAACAGUUAACACACGAGAGCCUACAAAGUCUUAUAUUUGGCAAUUUCAUGGAUGUGGACGCAAUUCCAAGCGAUCGCCGAUAUGCAGAGGUAAAAUCGAUGGAAGAAUAUACCCAAGUAGCGAUUGGUUGUCUCGAAGAGUACAAUCUGACGCACAGACAUAAGAUGGACAUUGUUCUUUUCCGUUACGCUCUCGAACAUCUUGCAAGAAUUUGCCGUAUAUUGGUAAUCCCUUGCGGCAGUCUGCUGAUGGUUGGCGUAGGUGGAUCCGGUAGGCAAACUUUGACGAAAUUGGCUUCUAGCAUGAUUGGUCACGGCCUCUUUCAGCCAGAGAUCGGUAGUGCAUAUGGUAUACAAGAAUGGCGAGACGAUAUAAAAAAGGUACUGAUGAAUUCCGGUGGUGCAGACAAGGAUUUCAUAUUCCUACUCGCCGAGGGACAAAUUAAAACCGAAAGUUUCCUAAACGAUAUCGACAGUCUGUUAAAUUCUGGCGAGGUACCAAAUCUCUUCACCGUGGAAGAAAGACAAGAAAUCAUCGAAAUGACGCGUUUAGCCGCCCAGGGUGGCAAUCGUAACUUGGACAUAUCGGUGCUGUCGAUUCUUGCCUACUUUGUGAACCGUUGUAGAGAAAAGUUGCACAUAAUGCUCUGCUUCAGCCCUAUCGGUGACACCUUCAGAAUCAGACUCCGACUUUAUCCGAGUCUCGUAAACUGCUGCACGAUCGACUGGUUCGACGUGUGGCCCGAAGAUGCUCUCGAACAAGUAGCACUACGCAGCACUACUGGCGUCAAUGUCGACGAACAGGUGAAAAUCAACGCCGUAGUCGCGUGCAAGUUUUUCCACAUUUGUGCUAAAGAUAUUAGCGUAGAGUUUUACAACGUCACCGGUAGACGAACAUACGUGACAACAGCUAGUUUUCUCGAUCUCAUACGGACAUAUGCUGAAUUGAUGGAGGAGAAACAGGAAGAACUCAGCCUCGCUAGAGACCGCUAUAUCAACGGAUUAGACAAACUAGAAUUCACAGCCGCACAAAUUAGUCAGAUGAGAAUAACGCUUUCACAAUUACGACCACAACUGGAGGCAUCUGCAAAAGAAACUGCCGAUACUAUGAAGGAAAUCGAGACGGAAAAUAUCGGUAUAGAAAAAGCGAGAAUCUUGGUGAAGAGGGACGAAGACAUGGCGAACGUACAAGCCGAGGUGGCGAUGACUUUGAAAACGGAGUGCGAGAAGGAUUUAGCGGCGGCCCUGCCAGCACUGGAGGACGCGAUAGCUGCCCUGAACACUCUAAAGCCGGCUGACAUAACGGUCGUAAGGACAAUGAGAAGUCCUCCUGCUGGAGUGAAGCUCGUAAUGGCUGCAGUGUGCGUGAUGAUGGGCAUACCUGCCGCCAGAAUCGAGGAUCCGGCUACCGGUAAAAAAGUGUUGGACUACUGGACACCAAGCAAACGUUUGUUAGGCGACAUGAGAUUUCUGGAAACCUUACGUCAGUACGAUAAAGACAAUAUUCCCUCGCAUAUAAUUCAGGAAAUAAAAACAAUCUACAUGACGGAUAAGAAUUUCGAACCGAAAGUCGUAGCGAGAGCAUCCUCAGCAGCCGAAGGUCUUUGCAAAUGGGUAAGAGCUAUGGUUUUGUACGACGAGGUGGCCAAGGUGGUUGCACCGAAGAAAGCGAAACUCGAAAAUGCGCAAAGUGACUAUGAAAAGACCAUAAAGUUUUUAAAUGAGCGACGGCAAAUGUUGGCUGAGUUGACCGAAAAAUUGCGAAUUCUCAAUGAAAAUUUACAAGUGACACUCGCUAAAAAGAUCGAAUUGGAGACCGAGGUAACAAACUGCAGAAACAAGUUAAUUCGUGCGGAAAAAUUAAUUAGCGGUUUGGGAGGAGAGAAGAAUCGUUGGUUGACGGCAGCAGCGAACUUAAAAAAAUCCUACGAUACUUUGCCUGGCGAUAUUUUAAUCUCGUGCGGCAUGAUAGCGUACCUAGGGCCAUUCAGCACCAGCUAUCGUGACGAGAGCUUAGAGAAAUGGAAAGAGUAUGUUGAAAAAUUGAAAAUCCCAUACUCGGAGCAUUACGAUUUCGUUGAGGUGCUUGGAACGGAGGUAAAAAUCAAUUCUUGGAAUAUAUUUGGUCUACCUCGGGAUUCGUUCUCCAUCGAGAAUGCCAUUAUCAUGGACAACUCGAAGAGGUGCAGCUUGUUUGUCGACCCUCAGAGCCAAGCGAAUAAAUGGAUUCGCAACAUGGAGAAGCAGAAUGAACUCGAAAUUGUUAAACUGACGAAUACCGCUUAUAUGAACGUGAUAGAACUAGCUCUGGAAUAUGGAAAACCGGUACUGAUAGAGAACGUCCUCGAAGAUCUGCCACCAGCCCUAGAUCCGAUAUUAACCAAAGCUAUAUAUAAGAUGGGUGGCAUAUGGUACAUCACGCUCGGCGAGAAAGUAAUCGAAUACAGUUUGCGAUUCAAACUGUACGUGACGACAAAGCUACGCAAUCCGCAUUACCUACCAGAAAUUUUCAACAAAGUCACUUUGAUCAAUUUCGCGUUAACGAUAGGUGCUCUGGAGGAUCAGCUGUUGGGUAUCGUAGUGGCGAAAGAGAGGCCAGAUUUGCAAGAAAAGCGAGAAUAUUUAAUCGUACAGAGUGCCGCGAACAAGAAAGCCUUAAAGCAAGUAGAGGAUAAUAUACUGAAAACUUUAUCAGUAGCCGGAGCUAGUAUCUUAGAGGACGAGGAAGCUAUAGAGAUUUUAGACUCGUCCAAGAUUCUUUCGACCGACAUAUUGAAGAAGCAAGCUGCCGCGAUUAAAACGGAGACACAGAUCGAAGGGUUCCGACAAAAUUACAGGCCUAUAGCAAAACACAGCUCUGCCCUUUACUAUACGAUCACCGACCUACCCAACAUCGAUCCAAUGUACCAAUAUUCUUUGACGUGGUUCAUCAACUUGUACGUCAUUUCUAUCGAUACCGCAAACAAGAGUAAAGUUUUCGAAAGGAGACUCGCGUUUCUACGUGAAACUUUCACUUAUAACUUGUACCAAAACGUCUGUAGAUCAUUAUUCGAAAAGGACAAGCUCUUGUACUCGUUCGUCUUAUAUACGACGAUCUUGAUGACAGAAAAGGCGCUGACGAGAGAGGAAAUAUCCUUCUUUCUGUCCGGUGGUGUCGCGUUGGCUGCUGUAUCAGACAAUCCAGGGUCUGACUGGCUUCCGGAUAAAUCCUGGGGAGAAAUUUCCAGGGUACAUAUUCUACCGAGCUUCGUCAAUUUUCAAUCGCACUUCACGCGUAAUUUGAACAGAUGGAAACAGUAUUAUGACUUAACCAAUCCGGAAGACUCACCGAUCCCAGAUCCAUGGGGAAGAAGUUUAACACCCUUUCAACAGCUGAUCUUAACAAGAAUGAUCAGAACUGACAAAGUGAUGAUCAUGAUACAACGAUUCGUUGAAGUUGGAAUGGGUUUGAUUUUUGUGGUACCGCCGCCCUUUGAUAUCUCCAAAUCCUAUGGAGAUUCGAAUUCUCUGAUACCAUUGAUCUUUAUCUUAUCUCCGGGUUCUGAUCCAAUGGAAGCACUGACCACCUUUGCCGAGAGCAUGAAUUUUAUUGAAAAAUUCCAUUCGAUCUCGCUUGGACAAGGUCAAGGACCGAUCGCUCAAAAACUAAUCGAGAACGCGCAACUCGAGGGUGAAUGGGUGUGCUUGCAAAAUUGUCACUUGGCUGCUUCUUGGAUGCCCGUAUUAGAAACCACCUGCGAACGCUUUGAUCCUUCGAAUACCCAUGCCAAUUUUCGAUUAUGGCUUACUAGCUACCCCUCUGACCAUUUCCCAAUUACUAUCCUUCAGAAUGGUGUCAAAAUGACCAAUGAACCGCCGACUGGGUUGCAAAAUAACAUCUUGAGAUCCUACAAAGCUGAGGCAACAAAGGACGCUGAUUUUUUUGACAAGGAGCCCAACAAGAAAAGAUCACACUCAAAGCUGCUUUAUGCGUUGUGCUUUUUUCAUGCUGUGGUGCAAGAGCGACGGAAUUAUGGUGCCCAGGGUUGGAACAUAAAAUAUGGUUUCAAUGAAUCCGAUCUUCAGAUAUCCGCUCAGCAACUUCAGUUAUACAUAAACGACUACGAAGAUGUUCCCUUCAAAGCAAUCGUAUACCUAACGGGUGAAUGUAAUUACGGUGGCCGAGUGACGGAUGACAGAGAUCGAAGAUGCCUCAACACGAUAUUAGAAGAUUUUUACAAUCAAAAUGUAAUUACUGAUCCAAAUUAUGCCUUCGCCGAUAUCGGACCCGAAUAUGCUUUACCAAAGAGAAAUGAAUUCGAAGAUUAUAUCAAACAAAUUCAAGCAAUCCCCUUAAAUCCACCACCAGAAGUGCUUGGAUUGCACAUGAAUGCAGGAAUCGCGAGAGAUCUUGAGCUGGCAAAUAAUUUCUUUCAAUCCAUGAUGCUGAUUCAGGGAACAAUGGCGGUUGGAAGUACCUCCAAGCAAGACGAAAUCUUGUUAAAUAUGAAAAAAGAUAUAUACGAUAGAAUGCCCGACCUAUUCGACAUCGAAGAAGCUCAAAAGCGCUAUCCUGUUAUGUACAUGGAAUCUAUGAAUACUGUUCUGAUACAAGAGAUGGAUAGAUACAACACUCUUUUAAACGAAAUCCGCCAAUCUCUCAUGAUGCUAGAGAAAGCUGUAAAUGGAUUGAUAGUGAUGACUCCUGCAUUAGAGAUUUUAGCUGUUCACAUAUUAAGCAGUAGAAUUCCACCAUCUUGGGUAAAAGCCUGCGCUUAUCCGAGUUUGAAACCAUUACCAAACUUCGUUAAUGACUUUCUCGAUCGAUUAAACUUCUUUCGAAAAUGGCUGAAAGAGGAUAAACCAACAACGUUUUGGAUAUCUGGAUUCUCGUUCGUACAUGCCUUCCUUACAGCAACAACACAAAACUAUGCGAGGAAAUACAAGAUACCUAUCGACAGAAUCGAUUUCGACUACGAGAUACUUCCAGCUUACGAGUUAAAUAAAUCGCCAAUCGAUGGUGUUUACGUUUAUGGUAUGUUUUUGGCCGGUGCGAGAUGGGAUAUGAGAAGCAUGCUGCUCGCUGAAAGUUACCCAAAAAUUCUGUGGGAUUCUAUGCCGAUCAUUUGGAUGAAGCCAUGCGUAAUAGACACGCUUCGUGCAGGGAAACGAUACUUAUGUCCCCUUUACAUUACUUCCGCGCGUUUUGGUGUUCUCAAGACAACUGGACAUUCCACCAACUAUGUCCUAUCGAUACUCAUAGAUACUGACUAUCCUGUCAGUCAUUGGAUCAAAAGAGGAUUGGCUCUGCUUUGUCAGCUUGAUAAUUAA